Molecule: messenger RNA, 2864 nt
Organism: Mycena citricolor
Lineage: Eukaryota; Fungi; Basidiomycota; Agaricomycetes; Agaricales; Mycenaceae
Source: the annotation of a GenBank genome assembly
ACUAGCUCGAUCUCCGACUUCGACCAGCCUCGACCUCAAAGGCACUGCCGCUGAUCAAGUUAUCGUCUUCUUCCUUGCGAAUCGAGGUUGAAGUAUUCAAGCAGCAGAUUCAAGUGCUUACACUCAUGUAUUCCGCAAUCGAAACUGGACAGGAGAGCGGCGAAUUCACUAAGACACCAAAAUCUGAGACCUGCACCCUUCCAUAUUUAAACACUGAUGUGGCUUCCUCCUUUUCUUGCCACUUUUCGUGCUCUGCUUCCACGUCCUAGUCGACGACAAAAGCGCUUCUCUCUCUGGGGCUCUCUUACAAAACACAGAUCCUUCUCAAGUUCUCACCUGCGCUUGCUGAACGAUUCUGAACAGCUUCUUACUUGAACUACCUUGCCAAGUUUUACAUUAACCCUGUCUUGUCAUGUCUCGUGAGGCCUCUCAUCUACCCGAUCUUACCAACACCCGCAUAGACUCUGGGCAUCUGCACCUCACCUCCUUCCUCGGCGCCGGAGGCUUCGGGAAAGUCUAUCGAGCCGUCGACACAAGGACACCAUCCGACGACCCAUCGCUGUACGCAGUCAAGUGUCUCCGCAACGAUGCACUAGGGACACCGCACGUCACCGCGAUCCGCCGCGAGCUGCGACUGCACGCAUUUCUGCAGGAUCUCCCGGGUGUCGUCUCGUUCGAGCGGGCGUUCAUCGAGGACGACUUCGUGUUCGUCGUUCUCGAGCUCUGUGCGAUGGACGUGCACCGGUUCGCCGUCGUCGAGAGGGGCCGCAGGCGCGGGCCCGAUGUCAUUCGCACGCUGUUCGUCGAGAUGGUGGAUGCCGUCGGGCGGAUGCACGACAGGGGCGUGUUUCACCGCGAUCUCAAGCCGGGCAACAUCCUCUGCGACGAACGCGGCCGCGAGGUGAGGAUUGCGGACUUUGGGCUGGCGACGAGCGACGAGUGGCCGACGGAUGGCCAGUGGGGGACGACGUCGUUCAUGAGUCCCGAGGCUAUGGAGGCCGGUAGAUCCGGUGUCUACUCUGCCAGGGAAUGCGACUACUGGGCGCUAGCCAUCACCUUCGUAGUUCUCGUCACUGGGAGCUACCCCUGGGAAGCUGCGCAUGUCUCUGACAAACGAUACGCCGCCUUCCGCACCGAUCCCGUCGCCUUCCUGAACAAAUACGUCCGGCUUAGCGUUCCCGCGACGAAUUUCAUCCGCUGGAUGCUGGACCCCGCUGCUCGGAACCGACCAACACUCAAACAGAUCAGGGACACGGUGCUCCAGAUUGACUGCUUCCUGCUACCAGCCCGCGAGAAGAGAGUGAGGAGAGUGUUGCCGCCCGCGGUCAGCAGCAUCCCGGUGGUGUGUGCUUUGCCGAGCCUGGAUUCAGAGGCCCCUUCGGCGUUGCAGAGCGGAGCGUCUGGCGCACAUCCUGCUCCUCAGAGGCAGGGAGUCAAACGGAGGGUAAAGGGCGCCGUGCGGAUGCCGAUGCCGAGACAGGGUGCUGGAGACGUCCAGUCCAUCCCGAGUAAGAUGUCGAAGCAGAUGCCCGUCGCCGCGAUCUCCUGUCGCCGAGGAUCCAUCGAGAACCCAUCCAGAGCAGCUGCAGCCGUAGUCGCCGCCCCGCCCCAGCGCAAGUCCAUGCCGAAUCAGGCAACGACGCGGAUGCCCAUCCCCGCCGUCCCUGGGCACAGAGGGUCCUUCGCGCGCUCGAGCAGGCAGCGCGCAGCCGGAGCGGUCGUCCGGGUCGUCCGUCUGCCGGUGGCUGGUAUUCCCGGGCAGCGCGGGUUCGAUCGCCGGCGGACUCGCCGCGGGCCGGGACGAGAGGUGCUUGAUCAGAUGCGACGCGUGCCGGUGGCUGGAACGCCGCAUGAGUGUGGAUUUGCGCCGCGCCGGAUGGUGCGCAACCAGAGCGCGAGGGUCGGACAGGUGCUGGGGCCGAUGGAGAGGGGAUUGAGUCAGAGACGGAGGCGGUGAUGUGUUGCGGUGGAGAGUCAUGGAAGACCACGCCGACCGACAAAGAACGAACGGACUGCUUGCAUUUGGUUUCGAUUGCUUCAUUGGACGGAUUUGAUUUCUCUGCUCGGGAUGACUGCUUUGGAUUCAAUUGCUUUUGACUGGAACUUGAUUGCUUCAUCAUAGGAACUCGAUUGCUUUAUGACUGUGACUCGAUUGCUUGAUUACUUGAAACAUUGCAAUACAAUAUGUACAAAUGCUUGUACUCGUGCCAUGCUUUGACUAUCUUGACUGUAUCCCACUUUUAUAUCCUCUGCUGUUAAGUACAUGUACUCGGAAAAUACAAGAAUCAUUACAAACUCGGUUCAGUUUUGUUCGCCCCAAUGAACGUAAUCUCCUUGUCGUUGAAGGUUAUCAGUCCCGGCCUGAAUACUGCAUGAGCUCGAACCAAUAACACACGUCUCAUACUAUUUAUAACUCUUGUUCACGAAGUCACUAAGUGCGCGCCUUGUGCGGUAUUCGUUGCAGAAUUCGAACAGCCUACUUUCCCACCGUGGAGCUCAUUUGGCAGCGCCCCAGAACACCCAGCUUGUUCACAUCCCGCUUCGACUCUUGUCCGAAGCUGUUCGAGCCCAGUCGGCUCGAUCUGAGAGUUCCGCAGCAAUCUUGGCGCAGUUUUCCGUCGAUGAUCGGGGAGGGAGUUGAGUUUGUUCAAGACAGUCGCCACUUUAGAUCGGGAAGAGAUCAAGAUGUUUCAUAGGCGAACGGACGGCUGUGGAGCGGGCUCCCGGGUCUAUGCGCACGUAGAACGAGAAACACUGCAGCAGCAAAGGUUCUUAGUCCGGAUCGCAUAUAACCGGGGAAGUAUGGCAGAGGAUCAUUUGAAACAGACCCUACGCGCAGAAAAACAUGUCAUGUCCCCGCGUUG